GACUACGGGCACCUCCAGCAGCGCCUGGACAACGUGGAGAAUCUCCUGAAGAACAGAAACUUCUGGAUCCUGCGGCUGCCCCCCAGCUCCCGGGGCGAGAUCCCCAAGGUGCCCCUCACGUUCGACGACGUCUCGGUGUACUUCAACGAGCAGGAGUGGGAGAGGCUGGACCGCUGGCAGAAGGAUCUGUACAGGGCUGUGAUGAGGGGCAACUACGAGACGCUGAUCUCCCUGGACUACGCGGUGUCCAAGCCUGACAUCCUCUCACGGAUCGAGAGGGAUGAAGAGCUCUGCGCCAAAGACGGUCGGGAGCCCCCGCAGGCAUGUGCCGGAGGAGAGCGGGAGCCCCCGCAGGCGCCAGAAGAGACGGACCAGAAGGAAGAGGCUCUGGGCGAAGAUGCCGUCCCCAUGGAAGCUGACACAG
Molecule: messenger RNA, 424 nt
Organism: Leptosomus discolor (cuckoo roller)
Lineage: Eukaryota; Metazoa; Chordata; Aves; Leptosomiformes; Leptosomidae
Source: RefSeq, a predicted model, not a curated record